Messenger RNA from Prorocentrum cordatum, 1027 nucleotides. NCBI's taxonomy places the organism in Eukaryota, Dinophyceae, Prorocentrales, Prorocentraceae. The record is from the annotation of a GenBank genome assembly.
CAUGUCGGCACCGCGCCGGACGGCGACACGCACAUUGAGAAGUACGACGACAAUUAUAAUGAAGAUGUGGACAUGGUUCGGUGGCGUGCGAGAUGGAACGACGCCCCCAACGGCGUGAAUCCUGCGCGGGCGCACCGCUUUCGGGAGGAGCCGACGGCGGUGGAGAAGCAGGUGUUCUUUCGAGAUGCUGAGCUGCUGGCCGAUCAUCGACGCCGCAUCGUGGCGGCCACGGUCGGGCGGCCCGACCUGCUCACGGUGCCGGGCUUCCGCGCGCUGGUGCCGGGCGGGCCAGGCGGUGCCGCCCCCGCCGCGGCGGCGGCGGCCGGGCCUGUGGCGGCUGCUGGGCCUCGCCCAGGUGUGCCGCAGGGCGUGGCGGCUCAGGCGGCGGCGGCGGACGCUGGCACGCGCUGGCGGGCGGCGCAGUCGCUGGGGGGCGCGCGGCACGGCGACGAGGUGCCUGGCCACGUGGCGACGGCGGCCGCAGUGCGCGGGCGCGACCUCCAUGCCCUCGGGGACGGCAGCGCCUUGUUCGCGGAGGAGGUGCCGGCGGACGAGUUCGAGUCGUUCACGGGGCGCGCCGCGGCGACGCGGUCCGUCAUGGCCGCCCGCGCUCGCGAGGAGGACUUCGGACGCGACUGGCUGGUGACGGGCCCUCGCACGACGUCUUGGUGCAUCGAGUUCAUCAACAACGAGGGGAUGGGCAUCGACGGCCAUCACGAUCGGUUUCGGGCGGUGGCCAAGCUCGAGCCGACGCAGUGGGGAGUGCAGGAGCACUUCCAGUGCACGCAGUACAUCCGCUUGCUGCUGCUCCCCGACCAGUGCGACGGCACCAACUUGCAGGCCUGCGAGGCCAUCUGCCGACGCACGCAGACGAUCGAGCACUCGUACCUGGAGAAGGUUGAUGGCGCGCCCGACAUGUUGGAGUUCGUACGCAAGGAAGUUGAACGUGAAGCUGCCCUGGCGAAGAGCCUCCGUAAGGCUCGCGAAGAGAAGGAGGCUCUCAAGAAGGGCAAGAAAGACGGUCAAG